AUGUCUUCUUACCCCGAAUACCCCGAUUCUGACCGCGUCAAGCGAGAGAGAUCCCGUUCGCCCCGUCGUCGUUCAUCUCGCAGUCCCCGACGUAGCCGUCGCUCGUACACUCCACGCAGUCGCUCUCGCAGCCGUGACGAUUAUCGCCCCCGUGAUCGCCGUUCACGGUCUCCGUUGAGUGCUUCUGGAGCUACUGGACCAUCGGGAUCGCCCUACGGUGGACGCAGUGGAUACGCGCCGCGUUUCGAGGAUCGUACCGUCGCCAAAGAAAAUAUGAUGCAAUCCGUUCGUGAUUCGUCUCAGCAAGACCGCCGGGUCUAUGUGGGCAAUUUGUCCUACGAUGUCAAGUGGCAUCAUCUCAAAGAUUUUAUGCGACAGGCUGGAGAGGUUCUCUUUGCCGAUGUGUUACUUCUUCCGAAUGGAAUGUCGAAGGGAUGCGGGAUUGUGGAAUACGCAACGAGGGAGCAAGCACAACAAGCUGUCAACACGCUCAGCAACCAAAACCUGAUGGGUCGCCUUGUCUACGUUCGCGAGGAUCGUGAGUCCGAGCCUCGUUUCAUCGGCGGUCCCCCUCGCGGCGACUUCGGAGGCCGCGGCGGCUUUGGUGGACCCGGAUUCGGUGGUCACCCCGGUGGAGGCGGUGGUGCUGGCGGCGGUGGUCGCCAGCUCUAUGUGUCGAACGGAUCCGGUAUCGUUGCAUUCGAAUCCCCUGAUGAUGCGCGCAAUGCCAUUGCCCAGUUCAACGGAUAUGAGUGGCAGGGUCGACCUCUCGAGGUCCGCGAAGACCGAUUCGCAGGGGGUGGUCCCGGUUUCGGCGGACGUGGCGGCGGCUUCGGUGGACGCGGUGGCUUUGGCGGUGGUCCUGGCUUCGGUGGCCGUGGAGGCUUCGCUGGACGUGGCGGCUUUGGCGGUGGAUUCCGCGGUGGCUACGGUGGUCCCCCUGCCUUUGGCGGUGGUGGCUUCGAUGCCGGCGGUGCCCCUCCUGCUCCUGUUGCUUCGUCUCCCCCGAACCCUUUCACCGACUUUGCUACCUCCGGCGGCGAGAAGAGCGCUGUUAUCUACGUGCGUAACUCACUGAUGUCUUCACAGCUGCCCUGGUCCACCUGCAAUGAGGACUUGAUCGACCUGUUCUCGACCAUCGGUAAGGUUGAAAGAGCUGAGAUUCAGUACGAACCUAACGGCCGCUCGCGCGGCACUGGUGUCGUCGAAUUUGAUACUCCGGACACUGCAGAGACUGCAAUUGCCAAAUUCACCGGUUACCAGUACGGAGGACGCCCUCUGGGCAUCACCUUUGUCAAGUACCUGAAUGCCGGCCCAGGACCUGAGGACAUGAGCAUGAUGGAGCCUACCGAGCCCACCGGCCUCACGCAGGACCAGAUCAUGUAA
Molecule: messenger RNA, 1386 nt
Organism: Penicillium maclennaniae
Lineage: Eukaryota; Fungi; Ascomycota; Eurotiomycetes; Eurotiales; Aspergillaceae
Exons: 8
Coding region: 1-1386 (461 amino acids)
Cellular component (GO): cytosol
Molecular function (GO): mRNA binding
Source: RefSeq, a predicted model, not a curated record